Aspergillus chevalieri is the source of this 1485-nucleotide messenger RNA. Its product is annotated as putative MFS transporter. Bases 1 to 1485 code for a protein of 494 amino acids. Gene Ontology annotation, molecular function: transmembrane transporter activity. The transcript has 3 exons. Gene Ontology annotation, biological process: transmembrane transport. The record is from RefSeq and is a predicted model, not a curated record. Gene Ontology annotation, cellular component: membrane. Lineage: Eukaryota; Fungi; Ascomycota; Eurotiomycetes; Eurotiales; Aspergillaceae.
AUGGAGCAGCACAGGGAGCCCAAGUUGGACGUCGAGUCCCCUCCGCCCGGAGUAAUAUGGCGCGACACUUCGGAGCCCUCGAUUGCUCCCGAUGAGGCAAAGAGGGAGCAGAGGUUGAUUCGCAAAAUGGACUUUUAUAUCCUGCCCUUUGUCGUUUUGUUAUAUUUAUUUAGCUUUUUGGAUCGAGUAAAUAUCGGAAAUGCCCGUCUAUACGGUCUGGAGGAAGACCUGGGCUUGGUCGGGGAUCAGUACCAGGUCGCUGUAUCCAUCUUAUUCGUCACAUACUGUUUGUUCGAAGUCCCUUCAAACCUAGUCAUCAAGAAACUCAGACCCUCCCGCUACAUUGCCUCAAUCUCCGUUAUAUGGGGCAUCAUCGCAACCUUGACCGGAAUCUGCCAAAGUUACGGCGACCUGAUCGCAUGUCGCAUCCUCCUAGGCGUCGUAGAAGCCGGCCUCUUCCCCGGCAUGAUGACCUACCUCACACUUUUCUACAGCAAGCGCGAAAUCGCCCUGCGCACAGGGUACCUAUUCAGCAGUUCAGCCGCAGCAGGCGCAUUUGGCGGGUUACUCGCGUAUGGAAUCGGAUUUAUGGAUGGCAUCAGCGGCCUGCGCGGCUGGCGAUGGAUCAUGAUCAUUGAGGGUAUCCCGACAGUCAUUAUCGGCGUACUGACAUGGUUCUUCCUCGCUGACGCGCCAGACACGGCGUACUACCUGAAUGAAGAGGAAAGAGCGCUUGUUGUUAAAUUUCGCUCCCGACACGCGGGGCAGACAGCGUCCGCGCAGAAGUUCCACUGGGCGGAUGUCAAAGAUGGUGCCACGGAUUGGAUAAUUUACGCUUUUUCCAUCGGCCAGUUUGGUGUUGAUACCAUGCUCUACGGAUAUAGCACUUUCUUGCCCACCAUUAUCGAAGGGAUGGGACCCUCCUGGACCACUGCGGAAGUCCAGGCACUCACGAUCCCCUGCUACGCAGUAGGCGCCAUUGCGUAUCUGGCAGUGGCAUGGUUGAGCGACCGACUUCAACGUCGUGCGAUAUUCGUCUGCGUCUUCUGCGCAAUCUCCAUGAUCGGAUACGGGAUCCUCAUCUCAGAUACGCCCUCUGGAGUGCACUACUUCGGCGCAUUACUUGUCGCGCUGGGUCUCUAUGUCGCUGUCGGCUUGCCGCUUGCUUGGUUACCGACUAACCUGCCCCGAUACGGCAAGCGGACAUUCGCGACAGGAUUGCAGCUUACGUUUGGUAAUGUUAGUGGUGUCAUGUCGCCUUUCUUGUAUAAGAGCAAUGAGGCGCCACGGUAUGUUAGGGGAAAUGCUGUGACAUGUGGUUUGGUGGGCUUUGGAGGGAUUGUGUUCGGUCUUAUGUGGGUUUAUUAUCACAUUGUGAACCGACAGAGGGCGCUUGGCGAAGAAGACGAGAAGAUUGCGGAAAUGUCCGAAGAGGACAUCCAGGAGAUGGGGGAGAGGAAUCCUCGGUUCGUGUAUAGUAUUUGA